Molecule: messenger RNA, 2391 nt
Organism: Suillus bovinus
Lineage: Eukaryota; Fungi; Basidiomycota; Agaricomycetes; Boletales; Suillaceae
Exons: 15
Coding region: 1-2391 (796 amino acids)
Source: RefSeq, a predicted model, not a curated record
AUGGCCUCGAUGUUUCCUCUUGCGCUGAUUGAAAGAUUUGUUGUGUUGAAAUCAGUCGACUGUACAGACCUUUCAGCAUCUGAUCGGUUCUUUUAUGCCAUCAUACAAAACGCGUUUGUACCUCUCUCAAGAAACGCACAUGUUUGGAGGCCAUGCGUUGUUCCUGUACCAGACAAAUCUAACAGAGUUCCAGUACAGAGCUUGAAUUACGACAUAUUCUACGGUUCAAGUCACCCUUAUAGCCCACCACUUUCUGACGUUGACGAGGAUGAGAUGGAGCAUAUCAUCAUCAAGACCGCAUACAAUCUGCUUGCAUCAGAGAACAAGAGCUUCAAGACACCAAGAAACAAGGCAGACAAUGAUACCUGGAGUGCUAAUGAAAGAUUGCAAGCUGAGCGGGGUGAGAGGGUAAGAAGUAUUGACAGUUUGUGGGCGAAGGGUAAUGAGGCCCCAAAGGAGGUUCAACCGUGGCUUCUAGAGAAAGAAGGCAUGCGUACUAACUACCAGCAGGUGAUUCCGUAUAUAUCAAAAGAUCUGCGUAAACACCAACACAUCUACUCUACAAUCUCCCAUGUAUAUGCGGAGCUCUUUGAGUGGAUGGAGACUUUUCUGCAAGAAGAGUUUGAGAUGCUGAUGGAGGUUGUGUCUAUGUUGCCUGGCAAUCACUCUCCACCUUUUGCACCAUUUAUAUCUUUGGUCACCAACAUCAAUGUAAGGACAAAGGCCCAUCGUGAUGGACAGGAUCGCCAUUUAUGUCUUGUCAUACCUAUCGGACACUUUCAAGGAGGUGCUUUGUGCCUGCUAGAGAAUGGGCUUGUCCUGGAGUUGCGUUCUGGUGAUGUUGUGCUCUUUAGGUCAAGUGAGGUCACUCAUUUUAACCUUGACUAUAACGGUGCAAGGGUGUCUCCUGUCUUUCAGACAGACAGGGAGUUUUCAGCAUGGCUUAAAAAUCAAAAUGGUUGGAUAUGUUUGUUACCGCCUAAUUAUAAAGUUUUGGAUUAUGUUCAAAUCUUACUUCCAUAUAAAAUGACACACAAGGCCACCAAGCCUCAGGCUAAAGGAAAGGUGACAAGGGCACUUACACCGGCACCCCCUAUAGCCAAGAUCAGGGCGCAAAGGAAACCAACUGGGUCCAAAGUGCAGGUUUCAGAUGACCAAUAUGAAGAAUUCCUCAAGUUUCAAGCACAGAAGAAGAAGAAAGCAGCCGAGGUCAAUCAUAAAGAAAAUGUUCAGAAGAAAGUGGAUGCUAUGUUAGAUGAAGAGACGCAAAAGAGGCAGGUCUUUGCUUCAACAUAUUUGACACAGCUAACUGUUGCAAUAGUGUCACAUUCACAUCCAGUGGUUCCAGAUGACAGUGACAUGGAUCAUAUAGAUGAUGCUGAUCCUGCAGACAUUUUACCUUCAGUUGUUCCUCCUAAAGAGGAAGAAUCUAUGCCUAGUCCUGAUGGGGCCAAUGAGCAUAGUGGUGAUGAGGGUGCCAAUGAUGGAGAUGAAGAUGUGUCAGUUAAGAGCACAGGUACUAGAAGGAGAACAAAUGGGCUUAUUAAGGUCAAGGAUGAGCCCCAGGAAGAUAAUGGAGAGAGGAUUCAUAGGAAAAGAGUACACAAAGGUGACACUAAACUACCUACCACUUUAGCUUCCUUGAAGAAGGAUGGGUGUGGUUCCUUAGUCGAUCUUGCUCACCAGCUACUUCACAUCAAGAUAGCUUUGGUGAAUGCUUUUCCAGGCCCUUCUGUGGAUGUGCAGGACUCCUUUGCAUGGGACUGCAUCAAAGAAGCGGUCAAGAAUCCAGGCUCUCCCCUGAAGCCAAUGUUUGAUGCCAUCAGCCAAGAUCCUAUUUUGAAGAAUAGAGCUCUAACUUAUGUGUGGUCUGGUGCUAGUCAGUUGAGAGGGGAGCUGGUUAGAAAGGCGAGAGAGAAUGUCAUUUUUCUAUUGCAGCAAAUGAAACCUAGGGAUAUUGGUGAAGUCGCUUCAUGGCUUGUUUCUGCCAAAAAGGAUCCUUUUCUAUGUGGUGAAUUGGAUCUCAAGAGCAAGACCUUCAACAAGAAUCUACCAUUUCGUGCAGCACUCUUGCGUCAACUACUCAUCAGUCAAUUUCUUCAAAGCGCAGUAUCAGAAGGUUUGCUGUACAAGGAUGAGUUUGAAAAACUCCCUGAUAACCUUCUUGCAUUAAUUGCUACUGUGGCUGAAUGCACAUUCAAUGGUAUGCUCACUGGUUCCCCAGUCGUCAUAGAAUUCAAAGAGCCAGUCUUUCAACCAAGGGAGGCAUGUCGCUUUGUAGUGAGAGAGGAUAAGGAUUUUGGGUCAGAAUUAGAUUUUGAUGCUAUGGAGGCGUCAGCUAGAGUACAAACUAAUGCUCCUAGUACUACUUCUGAUGUUGCUAUUGCUUAA